Heterocephalus glaber (naked mole-rat) is the source of this 2969-nucleotide messenger RNA. It is a transcript of the gene Mto1, whose product is annotated as mitochondrial tRNA translation optimization 1. Gene Ontology annotation, molecular function: flavin adenine dinucleotide binding. Gene Ontology annotation, cellular component: cytosol. Gene Ontology annotation, biological process: tRNA wobble uridine modification; tRNA methylation. The record is from RefSeq and is a predicted model, not a curated record. Lineage: Eukaryota; Metazoa; Chordata; Mammalia; Rodentia; Bathyergidae.
GGGGUUGUAUUGCGCGGUCGCUGCAGCUUCAGGUCCGCAAAUAAUAGGCUGCCCCAGAGCCGCAAGGGGGCGGCCGGAGCCACUGGCGGGCGGCCUGAUAUCCAAUCCCCUGAUGCCUCGAGACCGGAAGAUCGCGCCGAGCAGCCAAUCAGCGGCGACGCUGGACGCAGAUGCGCCGUGACGUCAGGCAAGAUGGCUACGUCUUGCAGGAUUUUUUUUCCUCGCUUAGAUGCUUAGCUUCUUACCCAAGUAGGUUUCAGGGCAGGCACACCCUGCGUUUCCAGCAGCAUGUUUUCCCUCCGAGGCCGCGGCCUCUGGGUCGCAGCGUCCCUCUCCAGACAGCACCUUCCAUCGGCCCGGCUCAGCGGUGACUGUUCAGCGCCCGGCUCUCCGCAUUUCGACGUGGUGGUGGUCGGCGGAGGACACGCCGGGACCGAGGCUGCUGCAGCCGCCGCGCGCUGCGGCUCCCAGACUCUGCUUCUCACACACCGCGUAGACACGAUCGGUCAGAUGUCCUGUAAUCCUUCUUUUGGUGGCAUUGGAAAGGGACAUUUAAUGAGGGAAAUAGAUGCCUUGGAUGGCCUGUGUUCUCGAAUCUGUGACCAGUCUGGUGUGCAUUACAAAGUACUAAAUCGGCGUAAGGGGCCAGCUGUGUGGGGCCUGCGAGCUCAGAUUGAUAGGAAACUCUAUAAACAAAACAUGCAGAAAGAAAUCCUGAAUACGCCGCUGCUUACUGUUCAGGAAGGAGCCGUGGAAGAUCUUAUUCUCACGCAGCCAGAGCCUGGACACCCUGGGAGGUGCCGUGUCAGUGGUGUUGUUUUGGAUUGCUGGGGAUUGAACCAAGUCUUACAUGCUAAACAUAAGUUCUACCCGGGCCGAGGAUUUACCUCAGUGGUUCCGCCGCCUGCCUCGCAAGCGGAAGGACCUGAGUUCGAUGGCCGGUACCAAAAAAAAAAAAAAAAGUUCUACCUUUGCGCUGUGCUCCCCAACCCCAUGGACGGAAGCGCAGUCCAUGCAGAGAGUGUGAUCCUGACCACUGGGACAUUUCUGAGAGGCACGGUUGUGAUUGGACUGGAAACGCACCCUGCAGGGCGCCUGGGGGAUCAGCCUUCCAUAGGGUUGGCUCAGACUCUGGAGAAGUUGGGGUUCGUGGUGGGAAGGUUAAAGACUGGGACUCCGCCCCGAAUUGCCAAAGAGUCCAUUGAUUUCAGUAUUCUAAACAAGCAGACACCAGAUGACCCAUCUGUACCGUUCAGCUUUGUCAAUGAGACAGUGUGGAUUAAGCCAGAAGAUCAGCUGCCCUGUCACCUUACUCACACCAAUUCUGCAGUGGAUGCCAUCAUCCUCGAGAACCUUCACCUCAACAGUCACGUGAAGGAAACUGCAAGCGGACCCCGAUAUUGUCCCUCCAUUGAAUCAAAGGUUUUGCGUUUUCCAAACCGCGUCCAUCAGGUUUGGUUGGAACCUGAAGGAAUGGAUUCUGAUCUCAUCUACCCGCAAGGGUUAUCUGUGACGCUGCCAGCUGAGCUACAGCAGAAGAUGAUCUUGUGCAUCCGAGGCCUGGAGAAGGCGAAAAUGGUUCAGCCAGGCUACGGUGUUCAGUACGAUUACUUAGAUCCCCGGCAGAUCGAGCCUUCCCUCGAGACCCACUUGGUUCAGAGGCUCUUCUUUGCAGGACAGAUCAACGGCACCACUGGUUAUGAGGAAGCUGCAGCUCAGGGUGUGAUAGCCGGAGUCAACGCCAGCCUUCGGGUCAGUCGCAAGCCCCCCUUCAUUGUUAGCCGUACGGAAGGCUACAUAGGUGUCAUGAUCGAUGACCUCACCACCCAGGGCACCAGCGAGCCCUACCGCAUGUUCACCAGCCGCGCUGAGUUCCGCCUGUCACUGCGCCCAGAUAACGCCGACAGCCGGCUCACGUUCCGAGGCUAUGAGGAAGCUGGCUGCGUGUCCCAGCAGCGGUACAACAGAGCGGCCUGGAUGAAGUCCUCCUUAGAAGAAGGCAUUUCUGUGUUGAAAUCUAUUGAGUUUUCAAGCUCCAAGUGGAAAAAAUUAAUCCCACAGGUUUCUAUAAGUACCAGUAGAAGUCUCCCUGUCAGUUCUGGAGAGAGAAAAGUCCAAGCUUUGGCACCAACAUAUGUGAUGUCUGCUGAAGGAGUUAUCUUUGUUUCCACACUGGCAACUUCUUUCUGCAUCCUCGCCUGCCAGAAGCAACAGCAGGCUCCUUCAAGCUUCUGUACAGGAUCUCACUAAGGUGCUCAGACUCAGUCCUCCUGCCUCAACUGUCUGGUGUCCAAUGACUACAAGCUUGUGCCACCACACCUGCCUACAAAUGCACUUGAAAAGUUUGAUAAGUGCUGGGAUGUAGCUCAGUGGUAGAGUACAUGCUUAGCAUGCAGAGUGCUUUAGAUUCAAUCCCCGGUGCCAGAGAAAUAGAUUUUCAAAUCAAGUCAAACUUGUAUGUUUUCUUCCUGAAAUUGUAUGAUUUGGGAUCUUAUAUUUAGGUCUUUAGUCCAUUUUGUAUUAAUUUUUGUUUGCAAUGUGGAUAUCCAUCAUUCCCAGCAUCAUUUAUUGAGAUUUAUCCUUUUGCCAUGGUGUCUUGGGAGAAUCAUUUGCUCACAUAUGAAAUAUAUAGCACAGUGUUUCUUGACUAUCCUGUUCUAUUGGGGGGAGGGGUGUGGACUUACAGAAAAUAAUUUGUGUUUUAAUGUAAAAACUUACUGCAGUAAAAGACACAUUGUCAUUAAUCUUCCUCAGAACACUACCCUUUAUUAUGAACACACUUAUCCCAUUGUUCUUGCCACUCUUUGAGGCAGUUCUGGAAGUUUUCUUUCAUGUCUUUGCAACCUGUGAUCAAAAAUACGAUGAAUGAAUGGGCCGGGAAUUUAGCUCAGUAGCGCCACACCUGCCUUGCAAGCACAAUGUCCUAAGUUCAAUCCUCAGUACUGCAAAAAAAAAAAAAAAAAAAAAAA